AUGUUAUUUCGGCGUUUUGAUUUGGUGAAUAAGAGUAUAGUAUUAAGAUUUUAUAAUACUAAUGAAAAGUUUAAAUCUGCGAACAGUAUUAGAAAAGAAUUUCUCGAUUAUUUUCUAAAAGAUCAUGCGUUUAUUCGAUCGAGUUCUAUUUUGAAUUUAAAUGAUCCUUCGACACCUUUUGUAAAUGCGGGAAUGAAUCAAUUUAAGGGCGUAUUAUUGGGACUCUACGAUCCUCCAUUUCCAAGGGUUGCUAAUUCGCAAAAAUGCAUUAGAGUUGGUGGAAAACAUAAUGAUUUGGAAGAAGUUGGAUUGGACACGUAUCAUCAUACAUUUUUUGAAAUGCUCGGAAAUUGGUCCUUUGGUGAUUAUUCGAAAGUAAAAUUGAGAUUUUUUACACUUAUUUUUAAAAAAUGCGACUUUCUCGACUUCUCUUCCAAAUAUUGCAACAAAAUACCACAUUUUUUAGGAUAAUAUAAUCCAAAUU
Molecule: messenger RNA, 484 nt
Organism: Leptopilina heterotoma
Lineage: Eukaryota; Metazoa; Arthropoda; Insecta; Hymenoptera; Figitidae
Product: alanine--tRNA ligase-like
Exons: 2
Coding region: 1-471 (156 amino acids)
Biological process (GO): tRNA modification; alanyl-tRNA aminoacylation
Cellular component (GO): mitochondrion
Molecular function (GO): alanine-tRNA ligase activity; aminoacyl-tRNA deacylase activity; nucleic acid binding
Source: RefSeq, a predicted model, not a curated record